AUGUCUCGCUGGUCUGCGUUGGCUUUAUCAACAUGGCUGUGCCUGGUCCUGAGCCAGACUGUGAUGGGCGACUUGAACACUCAGGUGCACCGCAAUCUGCGGCAUGGCAACCACAGUGCGUUGAGUCCGAAUCGCAGUUCGUCUCAGGAAGGCUCAGGUGGCUUGAAAGUCGCACCUAGGGCGAAUGAGACUGGCAGGCAAACGCCUCGCUCGCCACGAAAUCAGAAUUCCAUCAAGUUCUGGAGGCUGCGCCUGCGUUGCUGCUCCCGAAUGUCUCAGGCCAGGACGCCCCCCACAGUGCGGAAGCCGGGGCAAGUCCGAGCAAUGCGACUGCCUUCCGCCCGUCAUUCAAGUCCGCAGCUGGUUGGGUCGGCUGCUGGUACUACGGCUGCCACGGCAGCUAUCAUCCCGAGUUCCACUGCCAGUGCAACCAAGGCUGCGUUCGGUUCAGGAACUGCUGCUAUGACUAUGGCAGGAAGUGCUGGCAUGCACCGGACAGCCGUCGUCGCCGGAGUGGGCGUCGACGUAAUCCUCCACCCCCGCCGCAAGCACCAGACAGCCGCCGUCGGCGAGGGAGCCCAGCCCAAGGCAAGAUUGUGA
This is a messenger RNA of Symbiodinium necroappetens, 600 nucleotides long. The record is from the annotation of a GenBank genome assembly. NCBI's taxonomy places the organism in Eukaryota, Dinophyceae, Suessiales, Symbiodiniaceae.